Messenger RNA from Linnemannia hyalina, 1017 nucleotides. The record is from the annotation of a GenBank genome assembly. NCBI's taxonomy places the organism in Eukaryota, Fungi, Mortierellomycota, Mortierellomycetes, Mortierellales, Mortierellaceae.
AUGGCGACCAUGAUCCCCUUCCGCCGCACCGCAUUCACCGUCCUCACAAAGACACAUGUCGCCCCCUACACCACCCGCUCCAGCGGCGCCGCAUUCCUCAACACCCUCGACUUUCUCGCCCCCACACCAUCACAACCCCGAUCCACCAACCCCUCCAACUCUUCCAACUUCCGUCCCAACAACAACAACGGCGGCAACAAGAGCAGCAACCGUGAAUUCCUCAGGAACUCGGGCUCUAUCAAUGGAAUCCUCGAUGGUCUCAACAUUCCCCUCUCUGGCGCUGGCGGCAACCUGUCCUCUUCUCCCAACCAUAACCACAACAACAACACCAGGGGUCCUUUGAAGCGUCCACUUCCUGGCUCUGCUGCAGGCAGCAAAGCCGCCGUCCCUUCUUCCUCCACCUCUAUCAACAACACAUCGCGCUCCAAAACCAACAACGAGAAGCGCUCCCAAGCCCCCCUCGAUAGACCCCGUCGCGACGAAGAAAUCGAAUGUCAUUGGAUCCAGUUUGUCGGUCCUGAGGGUAACGAGGGCGAGAAGCGUCUCUCGAGUGUGUUAAAGACUUUCGACCGUUCGAAAUACUUCCUGAUCGAAGUCGACUCGGGCGCCCAACCUCCCAUCUGCAAGCUCUUCAGCAAGAAGGAACUCUACGAGAAGGCCAAGGCUGCCAAGCAGGCCAAGAAGUCCAACGAGCUCUCGACCAAGGAACUCCAGCUCAACUGGGGGACCGACGCCCACGACCUCGAGCACAAACUCGCCAAAUUCAGAGCCUUCCUCGAAAAGGGUCACCGGCUCGAGAUCCAGGUCAACGGCAAGAAGGGCAAGUCCACCACCCCUCAAGAACGCGGGCUGAUCAUGGAGAGGAUUAAGAACGAGUUCGAGCCCGUGUCCAAGUAUGUCAAGCAGCCUGAGUGGGUCAAGGCCACCACCGUCACCAUGCUCCUCCAGGGCACGCCCAAGAAGGUCGAAAAGCAUAAGAAGAAACAGGAGCAACAAGAGCAGCAACAGCAGCAGUAA